Molecule: messenger RNA, 8702 nt
Organism: Oncorhynchus mykiss (rainbow trout)
Lineage: Eukaryota; Metazoa; Chordata; Actinopteri; Salmoniformes; Salmonidae
Source: RefSeq, a predicted model, not a curated record
AACUGUUGCUGGGUCCAGACAGACAGUAACUGCUGCUGGGUCCAGAUAGACAGUAACUGCUGCUGGGUCCAGAUAGACAGUAACUGCUGCUGGGUCCAGAUAGACAGUCCAGAUAGUAACUGCUGCUGGGUUCAGAUAGACAGCCAGAUAGUAAGUACUGCUGGGUCCAGAUAGCCAGUAACUGCUGCUGGGUCCAGAUAGACAGCCAGACAGUAACUGUUGCUGGGUUCAGAUAGACAGUCCAGACAGUAACUGCUGUUGGGUCCAGAUAGACAGUCCAGACAGUAACUGCUGCUGGGUUCAGAUAGACAGCCAGAUAGUAAGUACUGCUGGGUCCAGAUAGACAGUCGAGACAGUAACUGUUGCUAGGUACAGAUAGGCAGUCCAGACAGUAACUGCUGCUGGGUCCAGAUAGACAGUAACUGCUGCUGGGUCCAGAUAGACAGUCCAGACAGUAACUGCUGCUGGGUUCAGAUAGACAGCCAGAUAGUAAGUACUGCUGGGUCCAGAUAGACAGUCCAGACAGUAACUGCUGCUGGGUCCAGAUAGACAGUAACUGCUGCUGGGUCCAGAUAGACAGUAACUGCUGCUGGGUCCAGUUAGACAGUAACUGCUGCUGGGUCCAGAUAGACAGUCCAGACAGUAACUACUGCUGGGUUCAGAUAAACAGCCAGAUAGUAAGUACUGCUGGGUCCAGAUAGAUAGUCCAGACAGUAACUGCUGCUGGGUCCAGAUAGACAGUAACUGCUGCUGGGUCCAGAUAGACAGUAACUGCUGCUGGGUCCAGAUAGACAGUCCAGAUAGUAACUGCUGCUGGGUUCAGAUAGACAGCCAGAUAGUAAGUACUGCUGGGUCCAGAUAGCCAGUAACUGCUGCUGGGUCCAGAUAGACAGCCAGACAGUAACUGCUGCUGGGUUCAGAUAGACAGCCAGAUAGUAAGUACUGCUGGGUCCAGAUAGACAGUCGAGACAGUAACUGUUGCUGGGUACAGAUAGACAGUCCAGACAGUAACUACUGCUGGGUUCAGAUAAACAGCCAGAUAGUAAGUACUGCUGGGUCCAGAUAGACAGUCCAGACAGUAACUACUGAUGGGUCCAGAUAGAAUGACAGCCAGACAGUAACUACUGAUGGGUCCAGCUAGAGAGUCAGACAGUAUCUACAGCUGGGUCCAGAUAGUCUGACAGGCAGACAGUAACUAGUGCUGGGUCCAGACAGUAACUAAUGCUGGGUCCAGACAGUAACUAAUGCUGGGUCCAGACAGUAACAAAUGCUGGGUCCAGACAGUAACUAUUGCUGGGUCCAGCUAGAGAGUCAGACAGUAUCUACAGCUGGGUCCAGAUAGUCUGACAGGCAGACAGUAACUAGUGCUGGGUCCAGACAGUUACUAAUGCUGGGUCCAGAUAGAUAGACAGACAGUAACUAAUGCUGGGUCCAGACAGUAACAAAUGCUGGGUCCAGACAGUAACUAAUGCUGGGUCCAGACAGUAACUAAUGCUGGGUCCAGACAGACAACAAGACAGUAUCUAAUGCUGGGUCCAGACAGUAACUAAUGCUGGGUCCAGACAGACAACAAGACAGUAACUAAUGCUGGGUCCAGACAGACAACAAGACAGUAUCUAAUGCUGGGUCCAGACAGUAACUAGUGCUAGGUCCAGACAGACAACAAGACAGUAUCUAAUGCUGGGUCCAGACAGUAUCUAAUGCUGGGUUCAGACAGACAGCCACACAGUAACUAAUGCUGGGUCCAGACAGACACCCACACAGUAACUAAUGCUGGGUCCAGACAGUAACUAGUGCUAGGUCCAGACAGACAACAAUACAGUAUCUAAUGCUGGGUCCAGACAGUAUCUAAUGCUGGGUCCAGAUAGACAGUAACUGCUGCUGGGUCCAGAUAGACAGUCCAGACAGUAACUGUUGCUGGGUUCAGAUAGACAGUCCAAACAGUAACUGUUGCUGGGUUCAGAUAGACAGCCAGAUAGUAAGUACUAAUGGGUCCAGAUAGACAGUCCAGACAGUAACUGCUGCUGGGUCCAGAUAGACAGUAACUGCUGCUGGGUUCAGACAGACAGUAACUGUUGCUGGGUCCAGAUAGACAGUAACUGCUGCUGGGUCCAGAUAGACAGUAACUGCUGCUGGGUCCAGAUAGACAGUAACUGCUGCUGGGUCCAGUUAGACAGUAACUGCUGCUGGGUCCAGAUAGACAGUCCAGACAGUAACUACUGCUGGGUUCAGAUAGACAGCCAGAUAGUAAAUACUGCUGGGUCCAGAUAGACAGUCCAGACAGUAACUGCUGCUGGGUCCAGAUAGACAGUAACUGCUGCUGGGUCCAGAUAGAGAGUAACUGUUGCUGGGUCCAGAUAGACAGUCCAGACAGUAACUGUUGCUGGGUUCAGAUAGACAGUCCAAACAGUAACUGUUGCUGGGUUCAGAUAGACAGCCAGAUAGUAAGUACUGCUGGGUCCAGAUAGACAGUCCAGACAGUAACUGUUGCUGGGUCCAGAUAGACAGUCCAGACAGUAACUGCUGCUAGGUCCAGAUAGACAGUAACUGCUGCUGGGUCCAGACAGACAGUAACUGUUGCUGGGUCCAGAUAGACAUUAACUGUUGCUGGGUCCAGAUAGACAGUAACUGCUGCUGGGUCCAGAUAGACAGUAACUGCUGCUGGGUCCAGAUAGACAGUAACUGCUGCUGGGUCCAGAUAGACAGUAACUGCUGCUGGGUCCAGAUAGACAGUAACUGCUGCUGGGUCCAGAUAGACAGUAACUGCUGCUGGGUCCAGAUACACAGUCCAGACAGUAACUGCUGCUGGGUCCAGAUAGACAGUCCAGAUAGUAACUGCUGCUGGGUUCAGAUAGACAGCCAGAUAGUAAGUACUGCUGGGUCCAGAUAGCCAGUAACUGCUACUGGGUCCAGAUAGACAGCCAGACAGUAACUGCUGCUGGGUUCAGAUAGACAGCCAGAUAGUAAGUACUGCUGGGUCCAGAUAGCCAGUAACUGCUACUGGGUCCAGAUAGACAGUCCAGACAGUAACUGCUGCUGGGUUCAGAUAGACAUCCAGAUAGUAAGUACUGCUGGGUCCAGAUAGACAGUCGAGACAGUAACUGUUGCUGGGUACAGAUAGACAGUCCAGACAGUAACUGCUGCUGGGUCCAGAUAGACAGUAACUGCUGCUGGGUCCAGAUAGACAGUCCAGACAGUAACUACUGCUGGGUUCAGAUAGACAGCCAGAUAUCCAUACCCCAUGCAGCGACAGCAAUGGAGGCUGCUCCCACCUGUGCCUGCUGUCGCCCAUGCAACCCUUUUACAGCUGUGCAUGCCCCACUGGAGUCAAGCUCAAGGAGGAUGGGAAGACCUGUCGCCCAGGUGCGGAGCAGGUUCUACUGUUGGCCAGGCGGACUGACCUGAGGAGGAUUUCUCUGGACCUCCCAGACUUCACUGACAUCGUUCUGCAAGUGAACGACAUCCGCCAUGCCAUCGCCAUCGACUAUGACCCUGUGGAUGGAUAUGUGUACUGGACAGACGACGAGGUUAAAGCCAUCCGCUGCUCCCGCAUUGACGGCACCGAGGCCCAGACCCUGGUCACCACGGAGAUCAACCACCCAGAUGGCAUUGCGGUGGAUUGGGUGGCCCGGAACCUUUACUGGACGGAUACGGGUACUGACCGUAUUGAGGUUACAAGGCUGAACGGAACCUCGCGCCGCAUUCUGAUCUCAGAGAACCUGGAUGAACCAAGGGCCAUUGUGCUGGACCCUGUCAAUGGUUACAUGUACUGGACAGACUGGGGGGAGAAGCCUAAAAUAGAGCGUGCUAACCUGGAUGGAAUGGAACGUCUCGUGCUGCUCAAUACCUCGCUGGGUUGGCCCAACGGUUUAGCCAUUGACUAUGAAGCAGGAAAACUAUACUGGGGCGAUGCCAAGACGGAUAAAAUUGAAGUGAUUGAUGUGGACGGCUCCAAUAGGAUGACCCUACUGGAGGACAAGCUACCCCACAUCUUUGGCUUCACGCUGCUGGGCGACUACAUCUACUGGACGGACUGGCAGAGGAGGAGCAUCGAGAGGGUCCACAAGACCAACGCCAUCCGAGAGAUCAUCAUUGACCAGCUGCCUGAUCUCAUGGGACUCAAAGCCACCAGAGUCACUGAGGUCUCCGGCACAAACGGCUGUGUGGAGGAUAAUGGCGGCUGCAGCCACCUGUGUUUCCACCGGCCCCAGGGCCUGCGCUGUGACUGUCCCAUGGGCCUGGAGCUCCUCAGUGACAUGAGGACAUGCGUGGUGCCCGAGGCUUUCCUGCUCUUCACCAACCGGGCUGACAUCCGCUCCAUCUCCCUCGGGACCAACUCUAACGACGUUGCCAUCCCCCUCACCGGGGUCAAGGAGGCCUCCGCCCUCGACUUUGACGUCUCCGAGAACAGGAUUUACUGGACUGACGUCAGCACCAAGACCAUCAGCAGGGCCUUCAUGAACGGCAGCUCUGUGGAGCAUGUGAUCGAGUUUGGGCUGGACUACCCAGAAGGCAUGGCAGUAGACUGGAUGGGCAGGAAUGUGUACUGGGCCGACACAGGGACCAACCGCAUAGAGGUGGCCCGGCUGGAUGGACAAUACCGACAGGUCCUGGUGUGUAAGGACCUGGACAACCCUCGCUCCCUGGCUCUUAACCCUGCCAAUGGCUACAUGUAUUGGACAGAGUGGGGAGGCAAGCCCAGGAUCGCCAGGGCCCACAUGGACGGCAGCAACAUAAUUACCCUAGUGGACAAAGUGGGCAGAGCCAACGGCCUCACCAUCGACUACAUCGACCAGAGACUCUAUUGGACCGACCUGGACACCUGUAUGAUAGAGUCAACCAACAUGCAAGGUCUGCAGAGGGAGAUAGUGGCUGACGACCUCCCUCAUCCGUUCGGUCUGACCCAGUACCGGGACUACAUCUACUGGACAGACUGGAACCUGCGCAGCAUCGAGCGGGCCGACAAGCGCUCUGGGCUGAACCGCACCAUGGUCCAGGGACACCUGGAGUACGUCAUGGACAUCCUGGUCUUCCACUCCUCUCGCCAGGAUGGUGCCAAUGACUGCUCCCAGAACAACGGCAACUGUGCCCACCUGUGCCUGGCGUCGCCCUCCGGCUCCCAGUGCCGCUGUGCCUCCCACUACAUCCUGGACUCAAACAGCAGGAACUGCAGCUCCCCCUCGAGCUUCCUCCUGUUCAGCCAGAAGGCCUCAAUCAGCCGCAUGGUUCUGGGUGAGCAGAGCCCCGACAUCAUCCUUCCCAUCCACGUCCUCCGCAACGUCCGGGCCAUCAGCUACGACCCCCUAGACCACCUGAUCUACUGGGUGGACGGGCGGCAGAACAUCAGGAGGGCCCGCGACGAUGGCACACAGUCGUCAGUGGUGGUGUCCACCACUUCCACCCACCAGCAGCAGCCUGACAAACAGCCCCACGACCUGAGCCUGGACACCUACAGCCGUACUGUCUACUGGACUUGUGAGGCCACCAAUACCAUCAACCUCCAGCGCCUGGACGGAGAUGCCGUGGGCGUGGUGCUGCGAGAUGAACAUGACAAACCCAGAGCCAUUGUAGUCAACGCCGAAAAAGGGUAUAUGUAUUUCACGACCAUGCAAGAUCGCUCUGCUAAGAUCGAGGGAGCGUCUCUGGAUGGGACAGAGCGGGAGUCUUUGUUCACCACGGGUCUGAUCCGGCCUGUAGCCCUGGCCCUGGACAACAAGCUGGGGAAACUCUUCUGGGUGGAUGCUGACUUGAAACGCAUUGAGAGCAGUGACCUCACUGGAGCCAAUCGGAUCGUCCUCCAGGACUCUAACAUCCUGCAGCCCAUGGGUCUGACAGUGCUGGGGGAGCACCUGUACUGGAUCGACAGACAGCAGCAGAUGAUCGAGAGGGUGGACAAGCUGAUUGGGGAGAAGAGGACCCGUAUCCAGGGCCGCAUUGCCUACCUCACCAGCAUUCACGCUGUGGAAGACAUGGACCCUACAGAGUUUGCUUCUCAUCCCUGUUCCCAUGACAACGGAGGCUGCUCACACAUCUGCAUUGCCAAAGGAGACCGGACACCUCGCUGCUCUUGUCCUAUGCACCUGGUCCUGCUGCCCAACCUGCUCAUCUGUGGAGACCCACCCACCUGUUCCACAGAGCAGUUCACCUGUGCCACGGGUGACAUUGACUGCAUCCCCAUGGCAUGGCGCUGUGACGGCGUUGCUGAGUGUGAUGACAACAGUGACGAGGAGAACUGCCCCGUGUGCUCGGCAAUCCAAUUCCAGUGUGACAAGGGCCAGUGUGUGGAUGCUCAGCUACGCUGCAACGGAGAGCCAGACUGCGCAGACAACUCCGAUGAACAGGACUGUGACACCAUAUGCCUGCCCAACCAGUUCCGCUGCAACAACAAGCAGUGCAUCCUGAAGAAACAGCAGUGUGACUCCUACAAUGACUGUGCUGACAACUCUGACGAGCUCUUCUGUGAAUUCCUCACCCCCCCGUCAAGCGACGUUCAAUCACCAUCUCACACCAGCACCAUCGGCCCAGUCAUUGGCAUCAUCCUGUCAGUGUUUGUGAUGGGAGGGAUGUACUUUGUGUGCCAGCGGGUGGUGUGCCGCCGUUACAAAGGUCCCAACGGAGCCUUCCCCCACGAUUACAUCAGUGGCACCUCACACGUACCCCUCAACUUCAUCGCACCCAGCAGCUCACAGCACGGAACCUUCACAGGUAUCUCGUGUGGGAAGUCUAUGAUGAGUUCUGUCAGUCUGAUGGGGAGCAGCUGUAGUGGGGCACCACUCUAUGACAGGAACCAUGUGACAGGGGCCUCCUCCAGCAGCUCCUCCAGCACUAAGGGAACCUUUUAUCCACAGGGUUUGUAUUUGCAGAUGCUCAACCCGCCUCCCUCUCCAGCCACGGAUCGCUCCCUGUAUAAUGCAGAGAUCUUCUACUCCUCUAACAGUCCCUCCACCACCAGGUCUUACAGGCCUUAUCUAAUGCGCGGUGUGGCACCCCCCACCACCCCAUGCAGCACUGAUGUCUGUGACAGCGACUACACCACAAGUCGUUGGAAGAGCAACAAGUACUACAUGGACCUAAACUCAGACUCUGACCCUUACCCUCCUCCCCCUACUCCCCGGAGCCAGUACCUAUCAGCAGAGGAGAGCUGCCCCCCUUCUCCAUCCACAGAGCGCAGUUACUUUCACCUCUGUCCCCCACCCCCGUCACCAUGCACUGACUCUUCAUGACACCCGGGGAAAUAGCCAUGUCUGUAAAUAAUUUUAAAUAUUAACAAAUGAGAAUUAUAUUUUAUUCAUAUCCACUGAUUGCCAUGGGUUAAGGUGGGGAUGGAAUAGGGCCAGAUCAAGUGUGACGUUGUUGUACAGUAAAUUGUAUCACUUGUCUAUAUUUUUCACGUUUCCCACCCUCGUUUCAGAUGGAGUAUCCUCCUAAUUAGAAGACUUUCAAUCUGACUAUUCUAUUGGCCUUUAAUAAUUCUUCGUUUUUUUCAGCAAAGUACUUUAGAACUUCCUUCAAACGUACCAAUUUACAGUGACAUUUGGUUUGAGAAAAUACUGCAUUCAAAUGUUACACUGGUGAUGUGGCCAACCACAUUACCAUUAACAAAACAAAUUGUAAAUAUUUGUAAUUAAGUAAAUAAGAAAUGUUUCACAACAGCCAUGAAAUGCUCUUAUUAAUUGAACUGGUCCUGAGCAUGUCUUUGUUUUGGAGUUUACCAAAAAUGUGUUUGCUGCUACUGUACAUAUACUUUACUCUGAAUUAUGAGAACACCCAACAAAACAAUAGAUCAUUAAGCUGUUUCAGUUAGUAACGUUAUUAUUUUUUUGUGUAGAACAGUAUGUAUACAUGUUAAUUGUUUUGAAGGAGUCCUUAUGGAAUAACUCAUAAGAGCAGCUUCAUCGUUGAUGCAGUUAUCAACCAGAAAUGACAAGGUUUUGCACAACCUUAACUCUAUCAUGAAUCUCUUAUGCAAUGUCCAUGUGACAUACUAGACUGACUAUUUCCAUUUAUUGAAACAAUAAUACUGUUGAUAUUUCAGCUUUUAUCCAUGAGACAAAUGUCUGUAGUUUAGUAAAAGCUAUUCCAUCUUUUGUAAACAAUGUUUGAAAACUGUAGAUGAUUAAAUUGUAGUGAAACCCUCACUAUCUUCACAUACCUUUCAACCUAUAGAUUGAAUUUCAGAGUGGUGAAUAUCAUGCACCUGUAAAAUCAUGGCUCCAUUAUAUUGUCUCACUUUGAAGAUUGUUAACAUUGUCAAACUGAGCACUUCCUUAAAUGAACUAUCCAACCAGUUAAGAAAUGUGAACAGUGAAUGUAAAAUUACAUAGAGAGGGAAAUGUAUUUUGAAUUCAUACCUCUUGUGCUUGUUUUCUGAGCUUUUUUCUGCCAUUUGUAUACAGGCAAUUAACCAUGGUGCUGACAAGUGAAAUUAAAUCAUAUGAUCAAAAGUGUCAGGCUUCCAUCUGUAUGUUGGACACCUCUGGCUUCUAGCAGAGAGGUUGUACAGGUUCCUCAGACCUCCACAACACAACCUGCUGCCCAGCCCAUUUCAAGCCACGCCCUUACUGGACAGGGACAACUCCAGCUGUACUUCAUUGUGCCAGUAUGUAGAUGCUCCCCAAACAAACCUGUGUUGUGUUAUUUACACUUGUGACAAUUUUUGUAUCAAAAGCAUUUUUAUAUAAUAAAGGUUCUAUUUUAAGGAA